AUGCGAUUCGAUCUACCGAGAUCACUGGGCCUGGGUUCAGUCUGCGCAUCAUUUUUUGGGGUUUUCAGUGGUAGUAACCAGGGUCAAGUCACCCAUCACCCGGUCUUGCCACCAUCUUAUCCACUGGCGGUUCGCAGUCCUUAUUUGUCGACAUGGAUGCCGAGCGAUCGCGUGCACCGACUUCCUUAUGCAGACUCUCAAUUCUGGGCGGGCCAGGACCUUGGGUGGUCUGUCAUUGCACGCGUGAAUGGUCAUGCCUAUAGUUUGAUGGGUGUUCCUGACUUGGAAGCCAGUGGCAUUCGCCCAGCAACCGUACGCCAUGCCGAAUUCACGGCAACCCAUUCACUUUUCGAGCUUACGGCAGGACCUGUAUCGUUGACGUUGGACUUCUUUUCUCCUGUUUCACCCUCAAACUAUCUGCGCCAGUCGCUCCCUUUCAGUUACUUGACAGUCCACGUCACAAGAUCGUAUGGUCAUGACAUUCAGAUUUACUCUGAUAUUGAUGGAAGAUGGACUGGUCGAGAACGUCGUUCGGGGCCUACUUUUGAAGAGCACGGUGAUCUUGCUUUUCACUCAGUGUCGGUAGAAGAUGCCAGGACCUAUGACGAGGAAAAUGAUAUGGCUCUAUGGGGUCAGGUUCUUCUGGCAUCUCGCCCAGGGAAUGUGAGCUCGCUCUCUGCGCUCGCAGGAGGGCCCAAGGCUGUCCGAGGACACUUUAUGAAGCACGGCGACUUAUCAACCGGCGACACAACCUGGUCUCAUGGAAGUGUCGUAGCUCUGGCACACGAUCUAGGGACCGUCGCGGGCGAAGCUUCAGUGAACUUCGCCGUGGGCUACGAGAGGGAAAAGGCCAUCAAUUACCUGGGAGAAGCAUACACUGGGUACUACCGGGCAGAAUAUCCAACUACACACGAGGCGCUUUCCUUCUUUCUAGACGAUUAUGAAGAUGCUUAUUGGGAGUCUGUGGAGUUCGAUCGGGAAUUGAACACUUUUGCGACCGCCGCGGCUGGUCCAAAGUACGCGGACAUCGUUGCUCUUUCGACUCGGCAGGCAUACGGAGGAAUCGACUUGACUAUCCCCAAUGACUCUCUUGACACUGAUGAUGUGCUCGCAUUUAUCAAAGAGCUUUCCAGCGAUGGAAACAUCAACACCAUUGACAUCAUUAUGCCUGCGUUCCCCAUCUACUGGGUCAUGGAUCCGGAUUGGAUCCGCUUGUUGCUUGAGCCAAUCAUGAGAUAUCUUGAUGCUGGUCGCUGGCACCUUCCAUACACUAUUCACGAUCUGGGCACUCAUUAUCCCCAUGCCAUUGGCCAUGAUGAUCAGCAAGCGGAGGCGAUGCCAAUAGAGGAAUCUGGGAAUUUGCUCAUCCUAGCCCUUGCCUACACGCAGGCCACCGGUGAUACGGAUUGGACUGAUCAAUACACGGCCAUUUUCCAGCAAUACGCCGAUUAUUUGAUCGACAACAGCAUCAACAUGGCCAACCAACUUUCUUCUAACGAUGCAGCUGGACCUCUGCCCAACGAGACUAACCUGGCCAUCAAGGCAACUGUGGGGAUCAAGGCGUUCGGUGAAUUGAGUAGAAACACAUACUACUCUCAAAUCGGCGAUGAAUAUGCCGAUCUGUUCUUCAAUCAGGGUCUAGGCACAGAUUUGGAGCAGACCCACUUUGUGCUUGAAUACCCCGAUUUCCCAGACUCGUGGAAGACGCCAUAUAACAUUUACCCGGACGUGCUGCUUGGAUUGGACACCUUCCCCCGUGAGGCGCAUGAAAUGAGCAACAAGUUCUUCUCUACCUCGGUUCGGGGAGAAUAUGGUGUACCGCUCGAUAACCGGCAGGACUGGGCGAAGUCGGAUUGGAAUAUGUGGUUGGCGGGUACGUUUGACGAGGACACGCGAGAUGAGUUUGUGGAUGACUUGUGGGCUUUUAUGACGAACGGUAAGCACAACUGGCCUUUCUCUGAUCGCUACGUAGCGACAUCUGCGCAUGGCAAUGAGCCUGGUGCUCCCAUUUUGUGUCGGGCACGACCGACUGUCGGUGGCCACUUUGCUAUCUUGGCUUUGAAGGGACCGGCCUCGAUCCAGUCUCUCUCAAUCACUCAUAAGCCAGGUCGGAAAACGAGUAGGGUGCCACUGGUUAAGGGCCAGGGCGCUGACUCGGAGCUUGUACUGCAGGCUGAGAUAGCUUGA
Molecule: messenger RNA, 2187 nt
Organism: Penicillium pulvis
Lineage: Eukaryota; Fungi; Ascomycota; Eurotiomycetes; Eurotiales; Aspergillaceae
Product: putative glutaminase
Exons: 2
Coding region: 1-2187 (728 amino acids)
Source: RefSeq, a predicted model, not a curated record